Echinops telfairi (small Madagascar hedgehog) is the source of this 580-nucleotide messenger RNA. It is a transcript of the gene TFF2, whose product is annotated as trefoil factor 2. Bases 1 to 390 code for a protein of 129 amino acids. Gene Ontology annotation, biological process: negative regulation of gastric acid secretion; maintenance of gastrointestinal epithelium; chemokine-mediated signaling pathway. Gene Ontology annotation, molecular function: CXCR4 chemokine receptor binding. The transcript has 4 exons. The record is from RefSeq and is a predicted model, not a curated record. Lineage: Eukaryota; Metazoa; Chordata; Mammalia; Afrosoricida; Tenrecidae.
AUGGCACCUCGAGGCCCUGGGCUCCUGGUGGCACUUCUUGUCCUGAGUCUGUGUGCCCUGGCGGCCAGCACAAAGCCCUCCCCCUGCCAGUGUUCAAGGUUGAGCCCCCAAAACCGCAAGAACUGUGGCUUCCCUGGCAUCACCAGUGACCAGUGCUUCGCUGCCGGGUGCUGCUUCGACUCCAAUGUGGCUGGCGUCCCCUGGUGUUUCACCCCACUUCCGAUGCAAGAGUCGGAGCAGUGCGUCAUGGAAGUGAAGAGCCGCAAGAACUGUGGGUACCCGGGCAUCAGCCAGCAAGACUGUGCCUCCCGCAAGUGCUGCUUUUCCAACACCAUCCCGGAAGUGCCCUGGUGCUUCUUCCCAAUCUCCGUGCAAGACUGUCAUUACUAAGAUGCGCUGGCUGGGGGGUCCAUCGGGCUUGAUGGAUGUGCUGAAGAAAAAGAGAAAAAGAGAAGAUGAAGUAAAAGAUUGGCCAUCUCGUCAGCCUUGCAGGUCACAGCUCCUGAGUUCCUGGUCUUUUUCCAUCUGCUUUUUACUCUUAUAUGUAAUUUCUUCGAAUAAAGUAAACCUCUGAAAUCUG